Messenger RNA from Naegleria gruberi, 774 nucleotides. RefSeq lists its product as uncharacterized. The record is from RefSeq and is a predicted model, not a curated record. NCBI's taxonomy places the organism in Eukaryota, Heterolobosea, Eutetramitea, Acrasida, Naegleriidae. The transcript has a single exon. The coding region runs from base 1 to 774 and encodes 257 amino acids.
AUGCUACAACAAUCAAACUUUAAAAGAUUGAGAAGAAAUAGUGAUAACUUUGAAACAACCAAGAAGAGGAAGGUAUUCAAUGAAAGUUCUCAAGAAGAAGAUUUCAUAGAUGAUUCUGAGCAAGUAGUGUUUUCUCAAUAUUCACAACAAUCAGAUGAUGAGGAAGAUCAAGAAGUAGCCAGUUCAGAUGAUGAAUAUGACAUCCAAGAAGGAGAAGAGGAAGAAGAAGAACAAAUUGAGGAAGCUGAAAUACCAAACAGAAUAAUCAAUGUGAAUGCAGAGGAGGAUGAGUAUCACUUUUCACAAGAAAGUGAAACUCCACCCACUGAAACAGCUCAACGAGUUAGAGCUUCAGGCUCCAGUGGAGAAGGUACAUUGGAUGUAAAUUUGCAAAAGGGAUCAUGUGAAAGAUAUGUGCGAGCAAUUUUGGGCAACUUUGUGGCACAAUGUUGUGAUCAAGAAUUAGAGGAGAAAAUUAAUCGGGAAAUAGAUGACCAGCAAUAUCCCAUUCAAUAUUUUAUCAACACAUUCAAGAAUCAUUUCUGGAUUGAAGAUGAUUUUGAAAAGAGUGAGAAUGCAAUUAAUUGUCAAUGUUGUAAUCAUUCCCCUGUUCGUAAUUUAUUUAUUGUAAAGAGUAAGGGUGAUUAUACAGAUCCAAUCUAUGUUGGCUGUAAAUGCGCACUGCUUUUUUAUCUAGAUGGAAGUGAUAAUAGACAAGAAACUAAACGAAUGGUAGAGGAGAAACUGUAUAACGUAAACAGAUUUUUUCAAUAA